AAUGAGAAAGAAUUGGGAAGUUCUUGGACCUUUAGUUAAUUUCUAUAUUUAUCAACACUUCAUACAGCUUAAAGAGAUUAAAGAAUUUUUAUUGCAUGGAGAUAGUUUAGCUGUUGCAGCAGAUCCAUUAAUUACAAAAAGUUUGAGGGUAACAUAUGCUGUCCAAAAGAAAUUUAAACUGAAAUAUCUGAUAAUGGCUUGUACGGCUAUGUGUUAUGCGAAAGAUAAAUACGAUUUAAUAGCAGAUGUUGAUGAUAACUUUGAAAUAAAUUCAAACAGUACUCCAUUAUCGGCUCUUUUUUACGGUUUUUCUGGGAAAAAACUUAAAAUAAUAACCACGUUAGCCUAUAAACCUUUUCUAUAUAGAAAUAAUCAGAAGGAGAUUGUUGGAAGCCUAAAAAAUACAAUUGAUAUUAUGGCGGAAAAGCUCAAUUUUAAAUAUGAUUUUCUAGUCAACUCAUCCGCUAAUUUUGGAGAAAGACUAUCUCCCGGAGUGUGGUCUGGAGUAAUUGGUCAAGUAACCAAUAAAACCGCUAGUAUAUUAGCAGAUGGCUUAAGUUAUGUAGCCUUAGACGGAAGGGAUAAUAUUACGUACGAUCGUUCGAAGGAUGUAUCUUUCACCUUUCCCUACUACAUCGAUUCUAUAUCGGCUUUAUAUAGAGCACCAGACCCAGAAAAUAACAUUCUUUAUUUUAUACAUAUAUUUAAAUACGAUGUUUGGGCACUAGCCGGCUCAGCUUGCUUGGUAACUGCACUUAUUUAUACUGCAAUAACCCAUUUAACAGCUAAGAUAUCAAAUUGUGAAAGUCGUGUACCAGUCUACGAUUCUUUAUUCUUCUUUCUUGGAUCUUUUUGGAAGCAGGCAAUGUCGAAACUUCCGCAACAUUCAUCUGGUAGAUUAGUUCUCAGCUUUUGGUGGUUAUUUAUUAUAAUGUUCACAACUGUCUAUUCUGGAAUGUUGAUGGCAUCUUUGACAGUGGUACUCAGGGAUAUACCAUUUAAAGACUUUGCAGAACUUACCAAUUACGCAGCGGCAAAUGAAAAAGUAUUAGUUUUUGUUAAGGAUAGCGCAAUCUUAGAUCUUGUUAAGAAAACUAACGAAAGCGAAAAUCAUCCAUUCCAAAUGGCAAAAGAUAAUAUUUAUUCCCAUAAGGAUUCUGUUGUUACGAAUUCCAUUGUUCAUGGAAAUCCAGAACUACUAGAAAAGUUGAAAGAUUUUACGCAUAUAUUUUUUGGGGAUAAAGUAAACUUACAACAGUUUGCAGCUUCACUCGGAUGUAAUAAGGACAAACUUAUUUUGUUGCAAAAGAACUUUUUAAGCAGCGGUUUGGGUUUAGUUGUCCAUAAGGGGUCUCCAUUUGUAAAAAGACUAUCAAAGUUAAUAAUGCUCCAACAAGAAUCUGGCCUUAUUGAAUUGUGGAUAAAGCAAAACGAGGAGAUUGAUUAUUGCCCCUUCAUCUCUAAGCAAGUUGCCAAAAAGACUAAAGUAAAACUUGAAUAUGUGCCAGGAGUAUUCAUUCUAUUCGGUUUUGGAGUUGGUGUAGCCUUAGCUAUUCUCAUAGCCGAAAUGAUUCUAACUAUACUUAAAAAUAGAAAAAUUACAACAAGUAGAAAUAACCAAAUUGAAACGAGGCCAAAAGAUUCAUAUUUUGUAGGCUCAACAGAAGUUAUUCGUACAUUGAAUCACGUUCAAUCAAGCAUUAUUAAUGGGCAAAGUAAAAUUCAAGAAAAAGAAGUUUGUGUUAAAAGACGUCAAAGAACAACGGACUCUGAAAGUAUUUGUUCCACGUCACAAGUUUUCGUCAUAGUUCCAAGCGAAGUAACUAAACUAUAG
Messenger RNA from Dimorphilus gyrociliatus, 1834 nucleotides. The record is from the annotation of a GenBank genome assembly. NCBI's taxonomy places the organism in Eukaryota, Metazoa, Annelida, Polychaeta, Dinophilidae.